GUUGUAUUUUCUGACGAUGCUGUGGUGUCUAACGUUGAUGUUGUGUUGGGUAUCGGUUCGUACGGGGCACAUUAUCGGUAAAAUAGCUAUAGUGGUAACUUCAUUCGUAACGUUGGUUUUGGUAUUAUUGCCAAAAGGCGAGUCGUACAGUGCUAGCAGUGCCAAUUUUUACGACAAGCUGUACGUACCGCGGUUUUUGAUACUCGUGUUUCUGUAUGUUUGCGCGGCCGUCGGGGGUCUGUUCGCAUUCGUUCAUGUUUGUCUCACACCCACACAGACGCGUAAAGUCAGGAGUUUCUAAUGCUUCCUUUUGCCAAUAUGUCUAAUGCAAUAUGUCAGAGCCUGCGGUCGCCUAUAAAGCGCCUGGCCAACCUCCGCCGAGCCUACCCUAUAUCUACGUCCCUUGUACACAAUGAGACUAUACUAGUUAAAAAUAACGACGAAUUCGUCAAUAAGGUAAUGAACAGCGACAAGCCCGUGAUAGUGAACUUCCACGCGGACUGGUGCGAGCCCUGCAAGAUCCUGACGCCGAAGCUGAAGGAGCUGAUCGAGCCGCUGAACAACCUCGACCUGGCUGUCGUUGAUGUAGAGGAUAACGCUGACCUGGUGCACACGUUCGAGGUGAAAGCAGUUCCCGCAGUAAUAGCAAUAAAGAACGGCAUCAUAGUGGACAAAUUCAUCGGACUAGUGGACGCGGACAUGAUCACUGGACUCAUAGACAGAAUGGCCGGUAAGAAAAAGGAGAGCGCGUAGACACCACAGAUUAUAUCUACCGGUAACAUCGGGUUUCUUUUUGACCCUAGGAGGUAACUUUGGUCCAAAUUCUACAACCAAUAGGAAUCCAGAAUAAAACGUAUAUUAGUUUUUCAUUGGUCUAAAAGUUUGGGUCAAAGUUACCCUCUAGGGUCAAAGAAACCCGAUGUUACGGUACAGAGAUGUCAGCCUGUGAUGCUCAAAGAAGGAUUGUUAGCUUUAUAGACUCCUUGGUGUGUAAGGGGCGGGUAUGGAUAUUAUAGAAGGUUUUUUAAAAGUCUAAAUAGACUAUCUUUGCAGUGCCAUAUACUGCAACUUGCUUUAUACAUUUUAAAGAUAAUGUUAAAUGAAUUAAUGGUUAGAGUAUCGGGUAUGGGAUGUUAAAAACUGACUGAAAUCUAUAUUUUUUUUGUCAGUGAGACCAGACUGACUAUUUUAUCUUUGACUCUUACAUCAUAAUAUUAAGUGCAAGUUUAAUUUAGUUGUUUUCUAAUUAAAGCUUUAUUGUACAAGUAAAUUGUUUUGGAGUGUUGACAAUAAAUUAAUUGUAAUAAUUUUGGGAAGGGAAGCAUAUUUUUAUAAACACACGCUGACGUCUCAAUUUGUAAAUAAUAUAAAGCAAUUAUUUUACGUUUUGUAGCAAAGAUCAAUUAGACAAUAUUUUAUUAUUAUUUCUUUAUGAUUUUGUUCUGUUUUAACUGUACAGUCAGCAUCAAAAGUUUGAAGUGAAAAACUUGCCAAAAUUUGUGACAAUUGUAUAAAAAAAUUAAGAUUUACAUGAAACAAUGAAUUUAUUUUUGUAAAUAGGCUACAAAAGAGCACGUUUACACGUCAAAAUUAUAUAUAUUAUAUACUAGAUGAGGUAUUAUAUUAUGUAUUCUAAAGUACAUAGUAGAUAUUUAUAAUACAAUAAUUAUUAUAAGACAAUAAAUUCUCGAAGCUGUGAUACUUAUAUCGAAAAUGAUCAUUUAAAUGCUUAUGAUGCUGACUGUAUCAGUUGUUCUAGUAGUCUGAAUCUGAAUGAUUUUAGUUUUGUUUGUUAUCUAUGAUAUUAAAUAGAAAUAAUCAACAAUAUGUUACGAAAACUCAGUUUAGCUCGAUUUGAAAUGAGUAUUUUUACAAAAUGUUGCUUUAGCUCUAUACAGCUGUUUUAGUCACUAAGAGUCUGACACUCCCUCUCGCCUCGCCCAAAGCGGGAGAAAUCAUUGGAUGAUUUUAUAGCUGUCGAGAGACUUAAGUAUAAUUUUUAUUGGGAAAAUGUUGAUAUUUUAAAAACAAAUUCAUUAAAUCAAACAUGAACACAAUUCUAUUUUUGUUUCUAUUUUGAGAUACUUUUCAGCUAUUUCCUUACUCAUGAAAUGAAUGGAGUUUUCAUAACAUAUUGUCUUCUAUUUACGAGUACACUCGUAAGCUCAAUUGCUGUUGCAGCUUUAUUUUUAUACACAUAGAACCUAAUUUUGCACAUCACACUAUUUUUUUUAAUGUAGCUGAUUGUGUUUAUUUUUCUGUUUAUAAGUAGUCACAGCUAAACAAGAAGCUAUGCAUGGCCAUUAUAAAUUGACCGUUAAAUGUGUAGAAAGAUGCAUACAUAGUGAGACAAUGAUUAUAUGGUUUUAUAUAGCUAUGAGCUAAAGCUUUAACUUAAAAUCACGGUUUAAUCACGUAGACGCGGCGACGUCGCGUAGCCUACCACAGUAGGCUGCUUCUCAUCAUAAAGAGUCCCUUUGUGACUCGAAACUUGUAGAACUUUUCUGUAUAUUUAUACGUACGUAAACCGUGAUUUUUAGUGAAUUUAGUAUGUCUCACGGUAAUUAUUAUAAAAAUAUAGCUAAAGCUUUAGUGAUACUGAUGAUAUUUUGAAAAGUUAUCGUGAAAUCGAGAAUUGAAUUUGUCUUUUACAGAAUGAAAGGAUUCGACAGCAGCAUAUUAUUAUAAAAUAUUUGUUAUCUAUUAUUAUACUCCUGUAUAUUAAUUAUGUUAAUUGUGACAGCUUUUAGAGGUAUUCCACGAUUUAUUUUGUGCCUACACUAAUAUUUUUCUAUUGGUACACUUUGGAACCAAUUAAUUAUUACAAGUUUUAUAAAUUCAGAUCUAUAAUCAGCAUGCUAAAGUCGAUAUUUCUUUACCGCACUUCAAGCUUAUGAAUGGAAGACCUCUUAUAUUAUUAUACAUUAUAUUAUGCUGAUAUUUCACGUGUAUAAAACUCCACUGUACCCAUUUUUUCAAUAUUUAGAAGAAUAUUUGAGGUGGUUUACACCUUGCCUUAGGUUAUAGAUAUAUGAAAUAUUUCUUAUCUUUACAAUGUAACAUGUUAUUGUUCCUAUGUUAGUUAAUUCUAUUGUUAUGUUUAUUCAAUGUUUACUAAGGUUGGACCACACUAUUUUCAAGACUGACUAAUCUUUGUUGUGAUGGAAAAUGUAUCAGUAAAUAUAAAAUAUUGUGGCGCAACCUUUACUCGUAUGAAAAAUCUUUGAAAAUUGUAUUAAAAUAAGAGUUAUAUGUUUAAUCGGUUUGCAUAUUCGUUUGUCUACAAUUAUAGGCCUAGUCUGUCUGAUUUUUAAGUGUAAAAAAUAUAUUUUUUCUAUGAA
This is a messenger RNA of Spodoptera frugiperda (fall armyworm), 3341 nucleotides long. Its product is annotated as thioredoxin, mitochondrial. Bases 301 to 753 code for a protein of 150 amino acids. Gene Ontology annotation, cellular component: cytoplasm. Gene Ontology annotation, molecular function: oxidoreductase activity, acting on a sulfur group of donors, disulfide as acceptor. Lineage: Eukaryota; Metazoa; Arthropoda; Insecta; Lepidoptera; Noctuidae. The transcript has 4 exons. The record is from RefSeq and is a predicted model, not a curated record.